Aureobasidium melanogenum CBS 110374 is the source of this 1923-nucleotide messenger RNA. RefSeq lists its product as uncharacterized. The transcript has 8 exons. Gene Ontology annotation, cellular component: cytoplasm. The record is from RefSeq and is a predicted model, not a curated record. The coding region runs from base 1 to 1923 and encodes 640 amino acids. Lineage: Eukaryota; Fungi; Ascomycota; Dothideomycetes; Dothideales; Saccotheciaceae.
AUGGCCGACACAUAUCACCCCAUAGUAGCAGUGGUCGACUUCCACCACCAGCGUGGUCCAGAAGUCGAGCGAUGGGUAGGAGUAGACCAAGGAUACGAUCCCGCCAUUGACAAUGACUGGCAGCUGCUGCCCUUUCUUGCCUUGUCUGAUGGUGCCCACGCUGCUACAGAGGACUUUUCCUACUUCACCCUGGUACUCAAAAGCACACCCGAACGUUCGCUCUUCGGCAUAAGCUGCACUCGGCAGCUCGACUCGAGGGAGUUGCUCCACAGGCCCGCCGAUGUCACUCGCAGCACCGUCCAGAAGGCAGUCGUCGUCAUUACCGAGAACCCACAAACAUUCGCCGCCAUACGAGAGAAGCUCAGUGUUGUGACAAGGGCUUGGUUUGCUCAAAAAGACUUUGGAGACAUCGAGAUCUUAGAGCGGUUCCAAGAGAGCUUAAACAAAGGCUUCGGCAGUCAGGAGGAUGAUAAAGAUCUCUACUUUGGCUUGUCCAUGCGCGAGCUGAUCCAUCAAUUCAAAUGGCAGACCCUGGUCCUUUUCAAAUGCCUGCUGUUGCAGCCAAAGAUGCUCUUCUUUGGUUCAAACUGUGAAAAGAUGUGUCUGGUUCAGUUCUCCCUCAUAUCACUCAUACCCACUCUCAUGCGCCACCUUCGCGAUUGUGCAGACCCUCGUAUGGAUUACUAUGCCACACACGUAGAGAAGCCUACCUCGCUGAGAACAAGCGAACGAGCUUCGCUUCUGGCUUACAUGGGAGUUCCUUUGCAAAUCUUCGGCAAGGGCAGUCUGUUUGGUCCCUACACACCGUUACAACAACUCGACACUCUAGCUGACCAAGAUACGAAAUCGUAUGUUGUUGGCUCUACUAACCAACUGCUGCUUCAACAGAAGGAUCGCUAUGCAGAUAUUUUGGUUAAUCUUGAUGACAAUACCAUCAAUAUAUUCUCGCCAUCUUUGCGCAACGCUUUGGCUCUGUCGACGGCAGAUAGGCGAUGGAUUGAUUUCCUCACUCAAUCUGUCAACGAUACUUGGGACGAGAAGAAUCCAAGCCGACCCAAGGAUAUGGGUUAUGCAGGCAGCGAAGAAUUCAUUCGCCUGCAGUUCGAAGAAUACCUCCUCUCUCUACUCUCGGCCUCGAAAUACAGCCGCUUCGUCUCUAACCACAAAGGCGACCCCAAAGCUCUACUCUCUGAAGUCGAAGGCGAUCCCUCUGUCGAGUUCGGCAGCGAGUUCAUGAAUCAAUGGGCCCUGACCGAGAACUUUGCUCUUUUCGAACGUACGACAGACUCGCAUCUGUUCGAUGUUGUAGAGCCGCGACACCCUUGUGCUGGUGGCUUGACAAUUGAAGACGUACAACGCAGGCUUGCUGCUCAAGUCUCAGAGCUGCAUCUGGACGAGCGUUGGAGAGGCAGUAAAGAAGCUAUGGGCAAACAUAUAUCAACCGGGCGUGAGCGUGUUGCUGGCGCCAUCAAUACACUCUGGGCCGAUAUUGAGGUUAUGCGAGAAGCUCAGCGCAAACGUGCCGAAGAGAGCAAAGCUGCUGCUGCCAACAAUCCAAGAACUUCUGAGGAGAAGCUCGCCCCAAGAGUGGCUCAAGCACAAGCAUCAGUCCAAGCAGCAUCCUCCCGCGCCGGUGCCUAUCUAUCAUCAUGGGGCGCUUGGGCGUCCGAGAAGCGCAAGAAUUGGCAGAAACCCGAGACCAACAAUGCCCCUACUGCGCCUACACCUUUAACUCUAGCUUCUACAGAGAUGUGGGCUGCCGACGAGUCCAGACCUGCUGUCACGAGUGUGUCGGAGUUGAGCAAAGAACGUGCCAUCCAACCCAAAGAGGAAGAUGCGGAGGAGGACGUACAGAAGACACAUCAAGAAGAUGUUGCGAAUCAUAUAGCGGCGGAAGAUCCUUGGGCGCAGGAGAAGAUUUGA